AUGACUAGAAGUACAAUUAAUACAGAUGAAAGUUAUAUAGCAUAUCUUACAGAACAACAAAUCAGUGAAUUAUACCAACCACCUACAGACCAUCAAUAUACUCCGCACUUCUAUACAACUCGAACAGGUUUAGAAUGUCGCCGUUAUUUUUGUGAGGUUUGUGGUCCACUUGCUAAAUCUAAUUUAAAAACUGGUUCACUGAAUGCUAAAUAUACUGGAGCACUACAACGUCAAUUAGAUUGGAUUGCAGGUACUACACUACCAGAUGCUUUAACACGAUCACAUGAAGCAAUGAUGUACUAUAGUGAUCAUAAACAUUGA
Messenger RNA from Schistosoma intercalatum, 321 nucleotides. The record is from the annotation of a GenBank genome assembly. NCBI's taxonomy places the organism in Eukaryota, Metazoa, Platyhelminthes, Trematoda, Strigeidida, Schistosomatidae.